This is a messenger RNA of Columba livia (rock pigeon), 6721 nucleotides long. RefSeq names its product gastrula zinc finger protein XlCGF57.1-like. Gene Ontology annotation, cellular component: nucleus; transcription regulator complex; PcG protein complex. Gene Ontology annotation, molecular function: DNA-binding transcription repressor activity, RNA polymerase II-specific; RNA polymerase II cis-regulatory region sequence-specific DNA binding. The record is from RefSeq and is a predicted model, not a curated record. The coding region runs from base 2553 to 6257 and encodes 1234 amino acids. The transcript is spliced from 5 exons. NCBI's taxonomy places the organism in Eukaryota, Metazoa, Chordata, Aves, Columbiformes, Columbidae. Gene Ontology annotation, biological process: negative regulation of transcription by RNA polymerase II.
UUUUUUUUUUACUCAUUUAUUUGUUGAUCAAAUCGAGUUACCGCUUUUCGGGCUAGUAAGGUCAUUUCAGUUUCUUCAUCAGUUCCAUGUUUCUGUAGCAGCAUAAGGUGUACCCGCUCUACACGGUUUUUUAACUAGUCCAAUAAGUCGAUUUAGGACACAGGGUCCAAAGGUUAGGGUGAGUAAUAAUAUCAUCAAGGGUCCAGCUAUUGUGGAUAGCAAUGUAGUUAGCCACGGGGACUGAAUAAACCAAGACUCGUACCACCCUUUUGCAGCUUCUCUUUCCCUUUUUCUCUGUUUUUCCCAAGGACAUUGAAUAGGCACAGACUCCUUGUUUAUGGUAUACCGACGAUUAUCCCCUAUAGCUUCAUAAAAGGGUGGAUUAACAUUAUAACACAACCAGCAACCCAUGGUUAAGUUGGGUUGAGUAUAGUUUAGGGUUUGAUAAGCAGCCAGGAUAAUCCCCCAUAGAGGAUUCAAAGAUUCCGGGGCUUCAAUAUUCAGAGAUUUCAAGGCUUCAGUGACAGUUUCCUCUAUUACUAUUAUAUUCUCCUUCUCUACUGUCUUUGUCUCCCUACCUAGAGGGGGAGGGGAUUUUACUACUGGAUUGGGACCUAUUGCUCGAGGGGUCGGUUUAACUUCUUCUUUCUUUAUGAGAAACAUGCCUCCUCUAUCAGCACCCGGUUGAUAAUAUCGCAUUCCCCAGGUUUUUCCAACAAACCAUCCACUAUGUUCAGGAUCUGUUACGUUAAGGAAUAUAUAUUCACAGUUGCUGUCGGGUGGGGUGUACCCGUGGGGAGCUAAUUGUAGGGAACUCAUUUCUCCCGAGGGAGCAGUGCACCCUGCAGGUCCCCAUCCAACCCUUAAGAACUUAUCAGUAUUUGCCCGAGGAACUGGCCAGUUUGAAGCAAUCGUUUCACACCCCCAGUAAGCGCAGUAAUAGUGUCCUGGGGUAUUACAAUACGAGGGCCCUGUGCUGGGGCACAUAUAAAACCCUAUUUUGUUAAGGCAUGGCUCAAUCUGAACUAAUUGGCAUAAGGUUGUAGUAAAAGAAGGUGACCCUGAUGUGGUCUGUUGUUGUAUUAUCAUUUGGUCCUCCCAUCGAUAGAGAGUCCAUUUAAAAGGUUGGUGGGAACUCCCCUGGUUUAUUGCUAUUAUUACCGGUAAGGUAAGGAGGAUUAGGGAGAGCGACCCGGCCCCUGGUUGGCUGAAAAUCAGCCAGUGGAGGUUCAUUUUGUUGAGGGUUGUUCUGCUUAACGGAGCUGCUUUAUUUUAGAAGUCUUCGGAGGCACUUGCCAAUCCCCACAAGGAUACCCCUCUGCCUUGCCCUGGGCCUACUCUGUUGCUUCAGAAUAGCCGGGUAAGUUAUCUUCUCGGCAGCAGUUGUAGUCUUCAGGGACUGCCUCCUGAAUUCUCUCCUUGUUCUGUCACAACCCACUUUCCAAUACUCAACCCAAUAGGGCUAUUUUCAAAUACAAGGGUUUUGCCACUGUCCCGAAUCCUCACAGGGUUUGGAACACUUCCUCUUGGUUAUUUCCCAAAUGUCUGGACUUAUCGGUGAUUAUUAAUAUCCCAGUGGUAUCUAAGGUUUUUCCCCAACACUCAUUACACCAUCGUUCAACAUACGGAAACUUUUUUUCACUGCUGUAUCUCGCACCCGUUACACACGCAACGUACCCACAGAUUGCAUUGCUUACAUACAGGACAUGCAAUGUGCGACUUAUGUAAUUCCUUACAAUUGUCCAUAAAAAGCCUAAUAUCCAGGGCUAUGCGUCACGUGUCUGUUUCCUCUUGAAGGUCAGCUUCAACUCAUCCGGUUCCCCGGUGACUUCCCAGUCUGUAUGUAGGAUUGGACCUUUUACUCGACUAGCGUGUGUCCAUCCUCUUUCCGCUGUGCGGACUGCAGUAUCUGUGGUGAGUAAAACAAGGAAAGGUCCCUCCCAGCGAGGGGUUAACGAUGAUUCCUUCCAUGUUUUUACGAGUACUUGAUCUCCUCCUUUGAUCAUCUUACCGGGGCGGGAGAAGCUUUCCCUUCGAGCGCAGCCACGGCGGCAGCGGUAGCAACAGUGAUUCUAGAACAAAUUAAAUAAUGGUUGGAAGCUAGAAAUCAGCAAAGGAAAUGAUGACGUCUUGUCAUAGAGAACUCUCUGCUGAGGGCCACCGAGGCACCUGUUUAUUCAGCCCAACAGGGGAUUGUGUGACUUUGCUGCCUUCCAGGUGCUGACGUCCGGGAUGUGACUGAGGAGAUGCCACAACUUCUUUAAAAUGUGGACCGUUAUUCCUUAUUGCUCUUUCACGUGGGCACAAAUGUCAGGGCAAGGAGGAACCUGGGCAGAAUCAAGUAAGGCUGUGAAACUCUAGGGGUGCAACUGAGAGGGAUAGGUGCUCAAAGGAUCUGUAUCUCUGUUUUUCCCAGUCAGAGGAAAGGGUGCAGGCAGGAGCAGACACAUGAUGUGAGUCAACACUUGGCUUUUUGGCUGGUGCUGCCACCAGGGUUGUGGCUUUCACGAUGAUGGGACACACAGUGAUGACUCUGACCUGCGAAGGGGGAGAUGGGACCCGUCCGAGUAGAAAAGGCAAAGGAAUGUUUGCCAACAGUCACCCGGCCCGUCCCCACCAGCCGGCGUGUCCCGCCGUGUCUCGGUGCCCCCGAGCCCAGAACUCCAAUUGCAGGGGACCCGUGUGGCCAGGGGUGGCGGGCAGGGCCAGGGGCCGCAAGGACACAGCGGUGCUCCCGGUGCCCGCCCCCCCGAGCCGAGCGGGGCGGAGCGGCAGGACUACACCUCCCGUGCUGCACCGGCGGCGGGCGGCCCUCCCGGGCUGACGCUGCCGGCGGCUCCCGGCGCCGCCUUUGUCCGUGCGGGGCUGGCGGCGCGGCCCCGGCGCAAGGACCAUCUGUCCUGGCUGUGCUGGUGCGGCUGGUGACGGGACAGGCACCUCGAGUGGAAUCCCGAGCAUCCCGCCUCCCUCUUCCCAGAUCAAUACCUGCACGAGCCUCCAUCUCCGCGCCGAGAGCAGCGACGCGCCGGGCUCCAGGCUGCUGCGGCAAGAUGUCGGUGACGUUUGAGGACGUGGCGCUCUGCUUCUCCCCCGAGGAGUGGGCAAAGCUGUCGGGCUGUCAGCGGCAGCUCUACCGGGAGGUGAUGCUGGAGAACUAUGAGAUGGUCGCCUCGCUGGGCUGGGCCACCAUCAAACCAGAGAUUAUCUGCAAGAUAGAGCGAGAAGAGACACCGUGCGUGCCAGAGCCCCUUCGGGAACAGCAGAGGUACCAGACACCUGUGCCAGCUGUUGACCUCAGGACCCAGAGGGAGGCCAAGGGAGUCAGGAGCUUUGUCCAGAGGCAGCACCUGCUGAGUCACCAGCAGAUUGACAGUGGGGAGAAGCCCUUCAGCUGCACCGACUGUGGCAAGAGCUUCAGAGCCAAGAGGUAUCUCAUCAUCCACCAGCGCAAUCACACUGGGGAGAAGCCGUUUGCCUGCACUGACUGUGGCAAGAGCUUUAUGGAGAAGGGGACCCUCAUCACUCACCAGCGCAUCCACACUGCAGAGAAGCCCUUUGCCUGCACUGAGUGCGGUAGGAGCUUCAGACAGAAGAGCAGCCUGCUGACUCACCAGCGUAUCCAUACUGGAGAGAAGCCCUUCACCUGCACUGAGUGCGGUAAGAGCUUUAGCCACAAGAACAGCCUCCUGAUUCACCAGCACAUCCAUACUGGGGAGAAGCCCUUCACCUGCACUGAGUGCGGCAAGAGCUUCACAGGAAAGCAGUCCUUCAUCAACCACCAGCGCAUCCACACCGGGGAGAAGCCCUUCUCCUGCACUGACUGUGGCAAGAGCUUCACAUUAAAGCAGUCCCUCAUCACUCACCAGCGCAUCCACACGGGGGAAAAGCCCUUCACCUGCACUGAGUGUGGCAGGAGCUUCAGUGAGAAGAAGACCCUCAUUAUCCACCAGCGCAUCCACACCGGGGAGAAGCCAUUCGCCUGUACCAACUGUGGCCAGAGCUUCAGGGCAAAGAAGACCCUCGUCCUCCACCAGCGCAUCCACACUGGGGAGAAGCCCUUCAAAUGCACUGAGUGUGGUAAGAGCUUCGACUUCAGUGACAGACUGAUUAGGCACCAGCGCAUGCACACAGGGGAGAAGCCCUUCACCUGCAACGACUGUGGCAAGAGCUUCCGGGAGAAGAAGACCCUCAUCAUCCACCAGCGCAUCCACACCAGGGAGAAGCCCUUCACCUGCACUGAAUGCGGCCAGAGCUUCAGGGCAAAGGAUACCCUCGUCUUCCACCAGCGUAUCCACACCGGGGAGAAGCCCUUUAUCUGCAAUGACUGUGGCCAGAGGUUCAGGGAGAAGAAGAAACUCAUAAUCCACCAGCGCAUCCACACUGGGGAGAAGCCAUUUACCUGCAAUGACUGUGGCCAGAGCUUCAGGGAGAAGAAGAAACUCAUCGUCCACCAGCGCAUCCACACUGGGGAGAAGCCCUUCACCUGCACCGAGUGCGGUAAGAGCUUCAGCCGGAAGAGAAGCCUGCUUGGGCACCAGCGCAUCCACACUGGGGAGAAGCCCUUCACCUGCACCAACUGUGGCAAGAGGUUCAGGGCAAAGACGACCCUCAUCAUUCACCAGCGCAUUCACACCGGGGAGAAGCCCUUCACCUGCACUGAGUGCGGCAAGAGCUUCACAGGAAAGCAGUCCUUCAUCAACCACCAGCGCAUCCACACCGGGGAGAAGCCCUUCUCCUGCACUGACUGUGGCAAGAGCUUCACAUUAAAGCAGUCCCUCAUCACUCACCAGCGCAUCCACACGGGGGAAAAGCCCUUCACCUGCACUGAGUGUGGCAGGAGCUUCAGUGAGAAGAAGACCCUCAUUAUCCACCAGCGCAUCCACACCGGGGAGAAGCCAUUCGCCUGUACCAACUGUGGCCAGAGCUUCAGGGCAAAGAAGACCCUCGUCCUCCACCAGCGCAUCCACACUGGGGAGAAGCCCUUCAAAUGCACUGAGUGUGGUAAGAGCUUCGACUUCAGUGACAGACUGAUUAGGCACCAGCGCAUGCACACAGGGGAGAAGCCCUUCACCUGCAACGACUGUGGCAAGAGCUUCCGGGAGAAGAAGACCCUCAUCAUCCACCAGCGCAUCCACACCAGGGAGAAGCCCUUCACCUGCACUGAAUGCGGCCAGAGCUUCAGGGCAAAGGAUACCCUCGUCUUCCACCAGCGUAUCCACACCGGGGAGAAGCCCUUUAUCUGCAAUGACUGUGGCCAGAGGUUCAGGGAGAAGAAGAAACUCAUAAUCCACCAGCGCAUCCACACUGGGGAGAAGCCAUUUACCUGCAAUGACUGUGGCCAGAGCUUCAGGGAGAAGAAGAAACUCAUCGUCCACCAGCGCAUCCACACUGGGGAGAAGCCCUUCACCUGCACCGAGUGCGGUAAGAGCUUCAGCCGGAAGAGAAGCCUGCUUGGGCACCAGCGCAUCCACACUGGGGAGAAGCCCUUCACCUGCACCAACUGUGGCAAGAGGUUCAGGGCAAAGACGACCCUCAUCAUUCACCAGCGCAUUCACACCGGGGAGAAGCCCUUCACCUGCACGGAAUGCGGCAAGAGCUUUAGCCAGAAGAGUAGCCUGUUUGGGCACCAGAGCAUCCACACCGGGGUGAAGCCCUUCACCUGCACCGACUGCGGCAAGAGCUUUAGCCAGAAGCGUAGCCUGCUUGGGCACCAGAGCAUCCACACCGGGGAGAAGCCCUUCACCUGCAUCGACUGCGGCAAGAGCUUUAGCCAGAAGAGUAGCCUGUUUGGGCACCAGAGCAUCCACACUGGGGAGAAGCGCUUCACCUGCACGGAAUGCGGUAAGAGCUUUGUCCAUAAAAAAAGCCUGCUUGGGCACCAGCGGAUCCACACUGGUGAGAAGCCCUUCACCUGCACCGACUGCGGCAAGAGCUUCAGAGUUAAGUGGAGCCUCAUCAUCCACCAGCGCAUCCACACCGGGGAGGAGCCCUACAAGUGCUGCAAGUGCGGCAAGACCUUCAAGCAGAAGUGUUACCCAAUGAGACACCAGUGUGUGCCGAAGGACCCAGAUAUUGUGCUGGAGGGUGUCCAGCAGAAGAGGGAGGGUCCUUCCCCAGCAGGGGGGCAGGCAGAGGCCAAACCCUUCCAGUGCGGUGUCUGCGAGAAGCAGUUUUGGAAGGAGAAUCUCUUGCUGGCUCACCAGCGCACCCACGGCACCUCCAGCCUGCAGCCGCCUCCGCAGCCCGGCACACCCUGAAUCUGCUGCUGAGGGGCACGUGAGGUCUGGUGGCUGCUGCGGGGGUGGCUGUGGAGUGAUGUCCUGGUUUUGUUUAGCACAGAGUCAAUGUUUUUCUGAGUAGCUGGUUUAGUGCUAUGUUUUGGAAUGAAAAUGAGAACAAUGUUUCUAAUACACGAAUGUUUUGUUUGAUGCUGAGCAGUCAAGGACAUUGGAUCUUCUGGUGCCCUGCCAGCUGGGAGGGGGCACAGCCGGGACAGCUGCCCCAAAGUGGCCAAAGGGCUGUUCCUUACCAUCUGAUGUCAUGGUCAGUACAGAAACUGGGGGCAGUGGGCCUGGGGCACCACAGCUCAGGGACGCGCUGGGCAUCAGUCCACGUGUGGUGAGCGACUGUGUUGUGUAUCACUUGUUUUGUAUAUUCUUACAUCAUUUGCAUUCUCAUUAUUCUUUUCCUCUUCUGUACUAUUAAACUGUCUUUAUUUCAA